Parasteatoda tepidariorum (common house spider) is the source of this 1445-nucleotide messenger RNA. NCBI's taxonomy places the organism in Eukaryota, Metazoa, Arthropoda, Arachnida, Araneae, Theridiidae. The record is from RefSeq and is a predicted model, not a curated record.
AAGUCCAUUUUAUCAAACUUUUCUUUUGGUUUUUCAGUACUUUUGAAGAAGAGUGGCAUACAUCAUUGUCAUUUUUGUUCUUACUGUACAAUUUUCAAGACAGAUCUGACAAGGCACAUUAGAACUCACACUGGUGAAAAACCUUAUCAGUGUACAAUUUGUAAGAAAUGCUUUAAUCGGAAAAGUAUCUUAAAAAUGCACAUGCUUACUCAUUAUAAAUCUUGUAUGUCUGAUGAGAUAUUUCAAGUUUUGAUGGGAUAUUUUGCUCAAUUUAAUGUACAGUUUAACGGAAAUAACAGAUCAGUUUGGUGUAAAAAUGUUACUCAUACAAAAAGCAGGCUGAUCACUAUAUAUCCUCAAAUGCAUUCUUGCUUAAUGUGUAUUUUAUGUAUCAAGGAAAGCGAAUGUGGUUCUUACAGUAGCUUUUAUUUUAAUGUUUCAGCAUUUCUUAUUCCAAGGAAAGACAAAAAACAUCAGUGCAUUUAUUGUCACUACUCUGCUGUUAAGAAGAGAGAUGUUACUAGGCAUAUGAGAACUCACACUGGUGAAAAACCUUUUCAAUGCGAGACUUGUGGAAAGUUUUUCUCAAGAAAGACUAAUGUGUUGCGACACAAAAUAACACACAUCAAAUAACGCAUUGCAAAAUUGAUUGAGGUAGAAAGCUGAGAAUUGAAGAAUUAUAAAAUGGCAUCCUCAUAGAAAAUAUAACUUAACUAAAACGUUCCAUAACUAAUAGUUCCUCAAACUAAAACUGAAUAGUUCCAUAGAAGAUGUUCAACUUCAAAUAAUCACAUGUUGUCAACUUCUAUUGAUGAAAGGAAUGUCAUAUUACAGGGAUAGACAAGUUCUGAUGGGAUAUUUUGCUCCAUUUAAUGCUGUAUGGAAAUAUUAUUAAAGGUACUCGAUAGUCCCAUCAGUACAUAAUGGGUUAAGUUUUCUUCUAUAAGUGUUUUACAAAAACCGUAGCAACUAAUUGAGCAAACUAAUUAUUAAUUUUUGCUACUAUUUGUGAAGAGUUGAAAAAUUCUUUUGGUUUAUUAUUUAAAACUUGUUGAUUUAGCUUUGAUUUUCUGAGGUAUUGUAAAGCUUCACGCAAAUUUUUUUGACAUAUAAGAUUCAUUCUGAGCUAUUAUUGAUUCGCAGAUUAUAUGAUUGCUGAUGAAAGUCAUUUUAGGGUAUUCUCUUAGCUUCAGGAAAACUUGAGUUUUUAUUGUGCUUUAAGAAAUUUUGAAGCUAAAACUAUUAUUUUAUAAGUUGCUAUUAUUACAACUAACAGUUUUUAAAGAAAUUUUGCUUGUAAAUAUUUUCUACUCUUAGAUAAUUCAAAACAUCUAUAUUAACUUAAAUUGAAUGUUUAGCAGCAAUUUUUGCUCAUGACAGCAUUAGUUUAGUUUUAAAUUUCUUUUUAAUGUGUACUAUUACUUUACUGUAUAAUAUUUGAAAUA